Molecule: messenger RNA, 1116 nt
Organism: Orycteropus afer afer
Lineage: Eukaryota; Metazoa; Chordata; Mammalia; Tubulidentata; Orycteropodidae
Gene: SERINC3
Product: serine incorporator 3
Cellular component (GO): membrane
Source: RefSeq, a predicted model, not a curated record
UGCCUCUGCAGUGGUGCAUCCUGUUUGCUAUGUAGCUGCUGCCCCAACAGUAAGAAUUCUACUUUGACCCGCCUUAUCUAUGCAUUUAUUCUCUUCCUGGGCACUGUUGUAUCCUGUAUCAUGCUGACAGAAGACAUGGGAACUCAGCUGAAGAAAAUUCCUGGAUUCUGUGACGGAGGGUUUAAAAUCAACAUGGCUGAUAUCAAGGAGAAUAAAGAUUGCAAUGUGCUGGUUGGUUAUAAAGCUGUGUAUCGGAUCAGCUUUGCCUUGGCCAUCUUUUUCUUUGUCUUCUUUCUGCUCAUGUUAAAAGUAAAAACGAGUAAGGAUCCCAGAGCAGCAGUACACAAUGGGUUUUGGUUCUUCAAAAUUGCUGCCAUUGUUGGUAUCAUGGUUGGAUCUUUCUACAUUCCUGGGGGUCAUUUCACUACAGCAUGGUUUAUUAUUGGCAUGGGAGGUGCUUUCUUCUUCAUCCUCAUCCAACUGGUGCUUUUGGUCGAUUUCGCUCACUCUUUGAAUGAGUCAUGGGUAAAUCGAAUGGAAGAAGGAAACCCAAGGAUCUGGUAUGCUGAUCAUUCCUGCAACCCUGGCCUGCUGAGUAUCAUUACACAUAUAACUGCACCAACCUUGGCUCCUGGAAAUUCAUCUGCUGUAGCCCCUACAUCUGCUCCACCACUGAAGAGUGGGCCUUUUUUAGAUUCAGAGACUUUUAUUGGACUGGUGGUCUUUGUGCUCUGCCUUUUGUAUUCUAGCAUUCGCACUUCCAACAAUAGCCAAGUGAACAAGUUGACCCUGUCAGGGAGUGACAGCGUGAUCCUCAGUGAUACAGCUACCAGUGGUGCCAACGAUGAAGAAGAUGGACAGCCUCGGCGGGCUGUGGACAACGAGAAAGAGGGAGUGCAGUACAGCUACUCCUUCUUCCAUUUCAUGCUCUGCUUGGCUUCCUUGUACAUCAUGAUGACCCUGACAAGCUGGUACAGCCCUGAUGCAGAGUUCCAGAGCAUGACCAGCAAGUGGCCAGCUGUAUGGGUAAAGAUCAGCUCUAGCUGGUUCUGCCUCCUCCUUUACACCUGGACCCUUGUGGCUCCGCUCAUCCUCACCAGUCGGGACUUCAGCUGA